GCGGAAGAGGCGACCAGUUACUCUCCCUAUGCACCUAUUAUUCAACCUCUAGUGUUUCCAGUGGUCCUUGUUUCCCCUCCACAAUACUCUUAUUCUUAACUUGGUAAAUGAUCUUGAUCAUUUGUCAUCUUCAUUUCUUUCAAUUUAUUUAUCAAUAAAUUAACUGAGAAGCAAACAGUAAUCAUAUUUUUUGCUUUUAUAUCAAAAAUAUUUAAAACAAAUCUCCACUACAAUCUUCUUAAAUAGCAAUUCAGAAGAACAAAUUCACAUUAUGUAUCAUGGAGACCCACUUAUGUACACAAGGUACUGAUAACGGUUAAAAAAUCGCGGGUAUACAGGUACAGGGAAGUCAUGCACAGAUCAACAUUGUGUCAAUAGGGAGGAAUGUUCGUGCAACUGUUGGAGAAAAGUUUGAUUCUUCAAUCAAUAGUUCAAGAUGUUCGGCGAUAAACUGCACAUUUUCCCAGUAUUCGUUGUGAUAUAUGUUCCUGCAUCAUUUUUUAUUACAUAUGGUAUUGCGGUGGGUAAUGGACACGUUGAACCAGGAUUUCCAUAUAUCAGUGACACGGGUACCAAAGAACCCGAAAGUUGUGUAUUUGGACAACUCUUAAACAUAGGAGCAGUCUUUGCUUUGGUUAUAUUUUAUAUACGUUAUCAGCAAAUAGCAACUUAUCAAAGUGAUUGCCCUGUCAGAAGAAUAACGAAAUGUAAUAAAGCUGGAUUGAUACUAGGAUGGAUGGCAGCUUUUGGUAUCAGUCUUGUUGGAAAUUUUCAGGAGACGAACGUUUUGGUUGUGCAUUUGAUUGGUGCUUUCCUAGCCUUUCUGAUAGGGACAGUGUAUUGUUGUGUACAAACGUAUCUCUCCUACAAACUACCCGAGAUGCCCGGUUCUUCCAGAAACCUUAGAUUAGCCAGAUUUAUUAUCUGUGUUUUAACGUUCAUCUUUAUGAUAGUCCUUUUAGUAGCAGGAAGAUAUGCAAUGAACGAUAAUCCAAACAGAUCGAAUAAAGAUAUACCUAUAGGUCUAAGCCCAGGCGAUAAGGGUUACUCGGCUCAUCUGACAUCAACUAUAUCGGAAUGGAUUAUUGCAUUUUUAAUUUGCCUUUAUGUGGCCACGUUUACGCCAGAAUUUAGAUAUUUUGAAAUGAUUAAGCCUAAGGUAACAUUCCGACAAAAAUGUGUUCGAUCUGGAAUAGCACCAGCUGACCAGUCAAACACAAACGAUGUUAUGACGAUAGAAAAUGGUGGAAAAGAUGCCAAAUACUCAAACCACUGUUCCAAGAUGUUUAGAGACCAUUUACACAUAUUUCCUGUAUUCAUAGUGGUAUACGUUCCAAUCUCAUUUUUCAUAACAUAUGGUAUUGCAGUUGGAAAUGGGCAUGUUGCGCCUGGAUUUCCGUACAUCAGUGACACAGGCAGCUUGCCUCCUGAAAGCUGUGUAUUUGGACAACUCUUAAACAUAGGAGCAGUCAUUGUUUCAGUAGUAUUCUAUAUACGUUAUAAGCAGAUAGAGACUUACCAGCACGAUUGUCCAGUGAGAAGAAUCACCAACGUAAACAGGGCAGCAUUCGUUCUGGGUCUGAUGGCUGCGUUUGGAAUAAGUCUGGUGGGAAACUUUCAGGACGUGAACGUUGUUGUUGUACAUUUGAUUGGUGCCUUCCUAGCCUUUGUGAUUGGGGCGAUUUACUGCUGUUUACAAACUUACCUUUCUUUCAAACUACCUGAUAUCCAAGGAUCCUCCAGAAAACUAGCACAAAUAAGAUUAGUUAUCUGUGUUUUAGAUUUUAUUUUUAUUGUUACAAUUUUGAUAGCAUCAAAGCUAGCAACAGAAGACAAACCAGAAGGUCUGAAGGCUCGGUGUUGGACGCCAGGUAAAUCGGGGUACGCUGCUCAUUUGACGUCAACAAUAUCAGAGUGGAUCAUUGCGUUUUUAACCUGCAUUUUUGUGGCCACAUUUACUCCAGAGUUUAAACAUUUCGAACUCAUUAAACCCAAGAUAAUUUUUCGAGAAAUUACAAGAAAAGACAUGGUUCCUGGAUUAGAGUCCAACAAGGAACCAAAAAUAAUGACAAUUAAAAAUGAAGAAGCAAGUGUAAAAUAUUGAAAAUAAAAAAAUGUGAUAAUUUUUUCUGUGAUAACAUAUACAUGUACAUAUAAAAUCAGUUUAAUAACAUGGAAAUGCUUGUCAAUCCCAAAAUUAUUAUUAUUCGUAUUAUCUCAUUAUUACCAAUGAUGUCACAAAUGUUAUUUAAAAUAUCAUUUUUUUUUAAAUUCUUACCAAACUCAACAUAUCCUGCAGUUGUUUGAACACAUUUUAUUGAAUAAAUCAAAAGGAUUGGAAACAAGCUUAAGUUCUUUUAACUUACGAGUUCCUCUCCUUAAAUAUAUAACUAUAAUAUGUUAUGAAAUCCUGCAGUUGAGUCUGAUGAGAAUAAAGCUUUGAAAUUUUAACACAAGCAGACAAAACCAUGAAACUUCACCUGUGUAUGUUUCAUUUCGACAACGGUGUCUCCCCGGCUACAUAAAAUAGACAUGU
Messenger RNA from Saccostrea cuccullata (small rock oyster), 2536 nucleotides. RefSeq lists its product as uncharacterized. The record is from RefSeq and is a predicted model, not a curated record. Bases 437 to 2104 code for a protein of 555 amino acids. The transcript has 15 exons. NCBI's taxonomy places the organism in Eukaryota, Metazoa, Mollusca, Bivalvia, Ostreida, Ostreidae.